Messenger RNA from Phaethon lepturus (White-tailed tropicbird), 1054 nucleotides. It is a transcript of the gene MESD, whose product is annotated as mesoderm development candidate 2. Gene Ontology annotation, biological process: protein folding. The record is from RefSeq and is a predicted model, not a curated record. The transcript has 6 exons. The coding region runs from base 1 to 873 and encodes 290 amino acids. Gene Ontology annotation, molecular function: low-density lipoprotein particle receptor binding. NCBI's taxonomy places the organism in Eukaryota, Metazoa, Chordata, Aves, Phaethontiformes, Phaethontidae.
AUGGUGGUGAUUAUAACAUCCUUGGGGUCAGCCACAGGCCUGGUGAGCCUGCAGCUGUGGGUCCAGCAGCCUUCCCAAGAACGAGCAGCCACCUCUCUGUUCGGGCUCUUGUGCUGCCUUGCCCCUUGCGCCGUGCUGGUGCGCAACUGUGUGCAUGACUGCCCGGCGAACUGGGAGAGUGAUCUAGUGCAAAAUACAUUUAUAGAUACAAAACUGUACAACCGUUUGUACGGGAUCAAGAAAAGAAGUGUUGGAAUUGACAGCAAAUUCUAUGUAAUUGAGAUGGGAAAAGAAGGUCACUCGUAUGAAACCUUAACGUUUAAAGGAUACAAAGUAAGGAAAACUAAAUUCUCAAGUGAUCAUAUGAUUGCAGAAAAAGAUGAUGACAUUGAAGAGGGGGAUCUUCCUGAACACAAGAGGCCUCCAGCACCAAUAGAUUUCUCCAAAAUUGAUCCAGGCAAGCCUGAAAGUAUCCUGAAGCUGACAAAAAAGGGGAAAACUUUGAUGAUGUUUGUCACGGUGUCAGGAAAUCCCACAGAAAAGGAGACGGAAGAAAUAACUAGCUUGUGGCAGGGCAGUCUCUUCAAUGCAAACUAUGAUGUGCAAAGGUUUAUUGUUGGCUCAAAUCGUGCCAUAUUUAUGCUGCGUGAUGGCGGUUAUGCCUGGGAGAUCAAAGACUUUCUGAUAAAUCAAGAAAGGUGUGCGGAUGUUACUCUGGAAGGUCAGGUUUAUCCUGGCAAAGGAGCAAAAGAAAGUGAGAAAGUGAAAAACAAAACAAAACCUGAAAAAGCAAAGAAGAAAAAAGAUGCAGACAAGAAAUCUAAUAGCGUCAAAGAGGACAACCGAGCAACCAAACAGAGAGAUGACCUAUGAUGGACACGUUAACCAGACUGAAUACUGCUCUGCUGUUCCUUGAAGGGAAGCUAAUUUUCUAUACAAUUCCUGGCUUUACUUGGGUGGGGAAGGAAAGAAGCAGAGGUUACUGAGAUUAAAAGACUUCUGUGUUGAAAUUCACCAGUUUACUUAUUCAUGUUGACCAUUUGCGUAGUUACAG